AUUUUUAUUUUAGACAACUAUUUCCUCAUCAGAGCAACAAAAUGUCAAGACGUUUGGCUGCCAACAUAAAGAAUGACCAUCUAACGUGCCCGAUCUGCCAAGAGACCUAUACAGACCCUCGCCGGUUACCAUGCGAUCACUCAUUCUGCUUUGCUUGUCUAAAACAACUGAUCAAAGCAUCUCGUAAAAACAACACUGUUCGCUGUCCCGUUGACCGGAAGGAAAUACGGGCUCCUUUUGCGAACGCGUCCGAUUACCACUGGGCCGAGUCGUUCCCGAAGGACGAGUUAGUGUUAUCUCUCCUACAAACUGUUCAAGGCGAAGGAGUCGAGGUGCCAUCAGGGGUAGAAUGUCGGCAACAUAAAGAAACAUGUGGCUAUUUCUGUUUCGGAUGUUAUGAAUUCGCUUGUUCUGAAUGCGUGUUGGAAAACCACAAACAAGAUGAUUGUGACUGCAGAACAUUUAAGAAAAGCAAGGAACUGUCAAAAGAACUUUUCAAAGAUCGCAGAACCGAGUUAGAUGAACUGCUAAAAACCAUAGAUCGGAUGGAAAUACACGGCAAAGUCCACGAACGAUCUCUAAGGACCUCUGAAACGCGAGUUUCUGAGAGCCUCCACACAAUAGCUGCACAGAUAGAGAAGUUUCGAGAUUCAACAAUAGCCAAACUGAUCAAUAUGUUGACACAAAUUGAGAACGUGAGUGUGACGAAGAAUAAGAUCGAUCAGGCAAAAAUGUUGAAGGAAAAAAUCAAAAUCUAUCGGAAACAGGUCGACUACGUGCAUCAGAAGACUGACGUGAGAGAAAUCCUAACAUCACUACAGGUGCUGAGAAAGAGGAUCCAUGAGUUCACAGACGAUGUCUGCUCCCUAGAAACUUCAGGCAGAUUCAGUUCAACUUCAUCUACAGAUACACCCCGAGCUCGUCAAUAUAUGUCAAAAACUAGGGAGAUAUAGUUCGGAAAUAGGCAAAUUACAAGUGACCACU
This is a messenger RNA of Pecten maximus, 984 nucleotides long. RefSeq names its product tripartite motif-containing protein 59-like. Bases 42 to 953 code for a protein of 303 amino acids. The transcript has a single exon. The record is from RefSeq and is a predicted model, not a curated record. Lineage: Eukaryota; Metazoa; Mollusca; Bivalvia; Pectinida; Pectinidae.